CGCUAACCGACCGACUUUAUUCUACAACAUGUCUGGACGUGGUAAAGGAGGCAAGGCACGCGCCAAGGCAAAGAGCCGUUCUUCCCGAGCGGGACUGCAGUUCCCGGUUGGCCGUGUCCAUCGCUUCUUGCGCAAGGGAAACUAUGCCCAGCGCGUGGGUGCCGGCGCCCCUGUGUACUUGGCGGCGGUGCUCGAGUACCUGACCGCCGAGAUCCUCGAGCUGGCCGGUAACGCUGCCCGCGACAACAAGAAGACCAGGAUCAUCCCUCGUCACCUUCAACUUGCCGUCCGCAACGACGAGGAGUUGAACAAGCUAUUGUCCGGCGUCACCAUUGCACAGGGCGGCGUUCUCCCCAACAUCCACGCCGUGCUUCUGCCCAAGAAGACCAGCAAGGCCCAGUAAGAUCCAGACGGAGAGAUUUAAACCCCGGCCCUUUUCAGGGCCACCCACAUCCUCUCAAAAGAACUGUAUCAUGAUCACCAAAAUAAGCUUUACAUAUGAGCCAUUCUAUAAGAAAACUAAAUACAGAAAAUACAUGCGUGU
Messenger RNA from Branchiostoma floridae (Florida lancelet), 544 nucleotides. RefSeq names its product late histone H2A.L3. Lineage: Eukaryota; Metazoa; Chordata; Leptocardii; Amphioxiformes; Branchiostomatidae. The record is from RefSeq and is a predicted model, not a curated record. The coding region runs from base 29 to 403 and encodes 124 amino acids. Gene Ontology annotation, cellular component: nucleosome. Gene Ontology annotation, molecular function: DNA binding; structural constituent of chromatin; protein heterodimerization activity. The transcript has a single exon.